GCGUAAUUUACUGCAAUUAGGGAAGUCUCUGCUCAUUGGCUGCAGAAUGUCACAUGACAGCAGAGCGAGCAGGCAGCCGAUGCAACAAAGUUGGUCUAAAAGUUGCUCCUGAGUUGCUGCACAGAGUGUUAUUAAACCCUGAGGCUCUUUUUUAGACAGAUCUUUUUUAAAAUGAGCAUCCCGGUGGUGGACUUCAGCGCCUUCAGCCUCAGUGAGCAAAAUGUUUCAGACGAGCAGCUGCAGAAGCUGAGCAGAGAACUGAAAACAGCUUUUACAGAAGUUGGCUUCGUUUUCCUGAAGAACACUGGGAUCAGGCAGGAGGAGGUGGACCGUGUUCUGGAGCUCUCCAAACUUUUCUUCCUGCAGCCUGAAGAAGAGAAACGACCGUUCAGCAGGAAAAGUUUCUCUGUCAAUGCGAACCACGGCUGGGUUUCCAUGGAGACGGAGAGGUUGAACCCUCGUCGACCAGGAGACCUGAAGGAGGCGUUCAAUGUCUCCUCGUUUCAUCCCGACAUCAAAUGGCCCUCAGGGCCCCUCAAAGACUUCCAGCAGACCCAGACGGGGUUCUUCCAGCACUGCCAGGAGCUGAGUCUGCGGGUGCUCCGGGUGAUGGCCCUCAGCCUGGGUCUGGACCCCGAGGUGUUCCUGGGGGCCCACCGCCUCAUCGGGACGGACCAGAACGGGACCACUCUGAGGACUCUCUACUACCCAGCAGUGAACCACGACUCGGUGAAGGACGGUCAGCUGAGAUGUGGAGAACAUUCAGACUACGGCAGCAUCACGCUGCUCUUCAGCUUCUCAGAAGGUCUGCAGGUUCGGCGGCGUUCCGGUGAGUUCGUGUCGGCGCCCGUCGUCCCCGGCGCCGUCCUCAUCAACGUGGCCGACCUGAUGCAGCGCUGGACCAGCGACCGCUUCGUCUCCGUGCUCCACAGGGUUUUGGUGCCCCCUGCUGGCGACAGCAGCACCCGACAGUCUCUGGCGUUCUUCGUUCAGCCGGACGACGAAGCUGUGAUCAGCUGCUGCGACGGAUCCAACAAAUACCCUCCAGUGACGGGAGGAGGGUACCUCAACGAGCGAUUCAACCAGUCCUACGGACAGAGCUGAGCCUCCAUCUUAAUAAUACACACCAGGACGCUUUUUAUCAGCUUUUACUUCUGUCAAAAUGAUCAUUUAGGUCUCACGCUGCUUUCACAUUAUGAUGAUUGUGUGAUUUAACCCUCAAGGCCUCUUUAAAAUUACCUUUCACUUUACACCUUAAGGUCCCGAAACGGUCCCUAAAUAAAUAAAUAAAUAAAUAAAUAUAAAAAAUGUUUUUCACUUUCACCACAUAGAUUUAUUAGGUAUUCAUGUGAAAAGCAUUAUAUUAUGUCAGGAUUACAGUGUAUCGAAAUUAUGUGUUUAUAAUGGGAGUCAAUGGGACCAAAACAGGCCUUCACCCUUUGGAGUUUGGGGCUGUUUUGUUGGUUUUUGACUCCUUUUCAUUCUGCCUGUAUAUAAACCAUUUAAACAUCUU
This is a messenger RNA of Centropristis striata (black sea bass), 1513 nucleotides long. RefSeq lists its product as uncharacterized. Gene Ontology annotation, molecular function: dioxygenase activity. NCBI's taxonomy places the organism in Eukaryota, Metazoa, Chordata, Actinopteri, Perciformes, Serranidae. The transcript is spliced from 7 exons. Bases 172 to 1104 code for a protein of 310 amino acids. The record is from RefSeq and is a predicted model, not a curated record.